CACUGUUAUGUUAAACGGUGUUCCUGUGACAGUAUUUGUGUUCACCGCAUGCUUUUAGCUCCUUAAAAGCUAGUGCAUUGUGUCACUAGUUGCGUCCAUGCUCUUGGUGUUCUAAUUGCGCUUUCACCCGAUCUAAAAGACGGAUUUUGUGCCCUUUGAAGGCCUCUAAGAAGAUGCUUGUGAAGCGUCUCAUUUCUACGUUUGUUCCCUCCUUGGGUUUCUCCUGUUAUUCAGCACCAAAUACGCUGAAAACUGGAGCCAUUUUAAAGCAGGCAAGAACAUUUUCAAAUGAGGAUGUUCUUAAAUAUUCAAAGCUGAGCUAUGACUCCAACCCUCUACAUUUUGACGCUGAAUGUGCCAGAAAUGCUGGAUUCAAAGGUGUACUCGUUCCUGGGAUGCUUGUUGCUUCGUUAUUUCCUAGAAUCAUUGCUUCCCAUUUUCCUGGAGCUGUAUAUGUUUCACAAACCUUGCAGUUCAAAUUACCAGUAUAUAUUGGAGAGGAGAUUAUUAGUGAAGUUCAAGCAACUAAUAUAAGAGAAAUGAAGAACAAAUACAUUGCAAAAUUCUCUACCAAGUGCUCCCAAAAUGAUGGCCUUGUUGUUCUUGAUGGUGAGGCUACAGCAAUCUUACCUACUCUGGCGAUGUAACAAGUCUGAUCUAUGUACUUGUUCAAGCUGUUCAGGGCAUGGAGUCUUAGCUGAAAUCUCGUUGUUGGGGCUACUUUUGUCAUCUCCUAGCAUCAGUUUUGCAGAAGCAUCUUAACAGAGUGAUCUUGUAUGUUUCAUCAAGCGCUCAGGGAUCUUCACUUAAAGGUUUCUAAAUGUAAACUUUUGUAGAGUUACGGAAUUUCUGAUUAGACUAUGACAUCUAGAACGCAAUGUAAUAGAAUACAUCGUACAAUGAUUAUAAACCCUACAUAUUAG
Messenger RNA from Ilex paraguariensis (yerba mate), 923 nucleotides. NCBI's taxonomy places the organism in Eukaryota, Viridiplantae, Streptophyta, Magnoliopsida, Aquifoliales, Aquifoliaceae. The record is from the annotation of a GenBank genome assembly.